Molecule: messenger RNA, 1490 nt
Organism: Punica granatum (pomegranate)
Lineage: Eukaryota; Viridiplantae; Streptophyta; Magnoliopsida; Myrtales; Lythraceae
Source: RefSeq, a predicted model, not a curated record
CCACAGCUGCAAAGAGAGCACGUUCUUGUUCGAAGGAACAGGGCUUGCGAAAUCAUUGUUCUAACUACCACAAGACUUGCAGAGGAGGACAAUUCUCCAAAACGUUUGUUCUUUCUUGCGAUCGGCUCAUGCCCCGGUCCUGAUCGGGAAAGCCCCAGCAAACAAUGUCAGGGGGAAUGGUGCCAUCUUCUUCCAUCAACAAGGUCAUCACCUGUAAAGCUGCGGUCGCAUGGGGAGCUGGAGAGGAACUGGUUAUGGAGGAAGUGGAAGUGGCACCUCCUCAGCCCCAUGAGAUCAGACUCAAAGUUGUCUGUUCUUCUCUGUGUCGAAGUGACCUCUCUGCCUGGGAAACUCAGGCUAUAUUUCCUCGGAUUUUUGGACAUGAAGCAUCGGGGAUCGUGGAGAGUGUAGGUGAGGGAGUGACCGAGUUCAAAGAUGGGGACCAUGUCUUGACCGUAUUCACUGGAGAAUGCAUGAACUGCAGACAAUGCAAGUCGAACAAAAGCAACGUGUGCUCGGUUCUCGGGUUGGAGAGGAGAGGCCUUAUGCACAGUGAUCAGAAGACCCGGUUCUCCAUAAAAGGGAAACCGGUUUAUCACUACUGUGCAGUUUCGAGCUUCAGUGAGUACACGGUUGUACACUCCGGCUGUGCUGUCAAAGUCGACCCCCUCGCACCUCUAGAGAAGAUAUGCCUCCUGAGUUGCGGAGUUUCUGCAGGCCUAGGUGCAGCUUGGAAUGUGGCUGAUGUAUCGAGAGGAUCGACUGUGGUGAUCUUUGGUCUGGGAACUCUCGGUCUUUCAGUUGCACAAGGCGCUAAGCUGAGAGGAGCAGCCCGAGUGAUCGGUGUAGACAUUAAUCCCGAAAAGGCUCUCAAAGCAAAAGACUUUGGAGUCGAUGAGUUUCUGAACCCAGAGGAUUUCAAUGAACCUAUUCCUCAGGUUAUCAAGAAAAUCACCGAUGGAGGCGCCGACUACUGUUUCGAGUGCGUUGGAGACACUGGAACUGUAACGACAGCUCUACAGUCGUGCUGUGAUGGAUGGGGCUUGACUGUGACACUCGGAGUCCCCAAGGCAAAGCCGGAGAUAGCGGCACACUACGGGCUGCUGCUGACUGGCAGGACUCUGAAAGGGUCCAUGUUUGGAGGGUGGAGACCUAAGUCCGACCUGCCCUCGUUAGUCGACAAGUACUUAAACAAGGAGAUUCGAGUCGAUGAGUUCAUCACUCACAACUUGCCAUUCGAGGAUAUCAACAAAGCGUUCCAUCUCAUGAGGGAGGGGAAAUGCUUGCGCUGUGUCAUCCAUAUGCCAAAUCAACUCUGAACACGACUCGACCGAUCGCAGUUUUUCAAGGAUAUCGUGCAACUGGCAGCACACUUACACUCGAACUUUAUCGAGCUUUCGCGUACCCAAUUGGUGUUGGAACAUAUCUAUCAGAGAAUGCAAUUGUUAAAUUUACUCGAUAGAUUUUCUCAUCCUUAUCCUGGUUACGAA